Messenger RNA from Oryzias latipes (Japanese medaka), 1655 nucleotides. Its product is annotated as ALG13 UDP-N-acetylglucosaminyltransferase subunit. Gene Ontology annotation, molecular function: hexosyltransferase activity. Gene Ontology annotation, biological process: dolichol-linked oligosaccharide biosynthetic process. The record is from RefSeq and is a predicted model, not a curated record. Lineage: Eukaryota; Metazoa; Chordata; Actinopteri; Beloniformes; Adrianichthyidae.
CCGUGACUGAGACGCUAGGCUAAAGCGGAAACAGCUGUCACCACAGUAGACUUCGGGAAGAAGACGACAUGUGAAUAAAACUUUGACCAAAUACGUUUAAAAGUUGGCUAAUUGUGAGUGUAGCUGAGCUGCCAUGAAGACGGUGUUUGUGACCGUUGGUACGACGAGGUUUGACGAGCUGAUUGAAACGGUCACGUGCUCUGAAGCCGCAAAGGCAUUAAAGGCUCGAGGAUACAAGCGUUUGCUUCUGCAGAUUGGAAGAGGAUCUUUUGUCCCAGAUGCUGACAGCUGUCCAGAACUGAAACUAGAAGUUUUUCGAUUUAAAGACUCUAUUGCUGAGGACAUGAAACAAGCUGAUCUUGUCAUCAGCCAUGCAGGAGCAGGAAGUUGUCUGGAAGCUCUUGGCGCUGGCAAACCUUUGCUGGUUGUAGUCAACGACAAGCUGAUGGACAACCACCAGCUGGAGUUAGCCAGGCAGCUGCACACAGACCACCAUCUGCUGUACUGCACAUGCAGCUCCCUCACAGAAACUCUGAAGACCAUGGACCUCUCUGUUCUGCAGCCGUUCCCACCCGGACAACCAAAGACUUUUGCCAACUUUCUGGACAAAGUUGUGGGACUUAAAUGAAACUUUUGAGAAUGUGCUUGUUUUUCAUGUAAAAUUUUUCUGAACAUCAAGCAUGGGUGCAUCUUUUUAAAUAUAUUUGUAUGCAAUAAUUACACAUUUUGAACUUUAAACAUCUGUUUGUGAGCUGUUGUCUCCCAGCUCUCACAACUCAGUUCUUAAAAAAAGCAGUUUGAAAGAAGUUGAGACAGGCAGCUUCCAUCAUUGUAGAUGUUUCCUUAAAAAAAAAGGCUGCAGUUCUUAAAAAACAGGAAAACAGACACAGUGUUCUGAAUGUUUCAAUCUGUGUUGUGAUGCACAGCAGGAAUGUGUUGCUCUUCCAGAUGAUGGUCCACGGGGAACAGCAGGGAUCAUAGUGAUGCUGCUGGCGCAAAUCUACAAACACAUCAUUCUCAUCGAUCUGUGUGCCUAGUUCGGUGCAUCUUUUAAAGAAUUUCUUUCAUAUUCUGUUAGUUCUAAAUGACUCAUCAACUUCAAAGUACUGUAAUUUUUCAGAGAUUUUUGAUUGUUACUUUUUUGAGGUCAUAAAAUGUUUUUUUAUUUGUUAUUUCCCAACAGACGGUCAGUGGCCAGUGCGUGUGGUUGUCAUGUGAAAAACAUAAACGACUGAGCUUUUGACCAGUUGUUUUGCUUUAUUUUUUACUUGUUGCAUUUUUAUAUAAAAUGAUAAAUUACUGCAGUGCAUUUCCACAACUAAUGGGAUGUUUAAUAGGAAGUCUCAGUUAAGGCUGGUAUUCAUUUUGAAACAAUCAGACCUUUUCUAACUUGUUGCACACAUGAUGUGAACAAUCGCAUCACUUGAAUGGUAUUUAGGACUAUUUUGAAUCACUACAGACAGCAUCUUUUUGUCUCAGCUUUAUUGCUGUUUGGCCUGAAAAGGAUUCGUCAAGGUGACGUCAUUGGUUUCAGGCUAAAUGUGUUUUUCUUUUUCUUUUCUCUUUUCUCUGACUGUUUACUUGUGUGUUCAAAGCCAGAAGGGAACAGUGCUUCAGUGUACACCCAGAUCUAAAAUAAAUCUGUUGUAACAACA